CCCAAGUUAAAAGAAGUCAUUUCAAGCACAAAAUAAAUGUGAAUGGGAGCUUUUAUUAACCAAAAGUCCAUGUCACAAUGUCAAGUCUUUAAAUGUAGUACCAAUAACUUGAAAUGAAUCAGUGUUUCCAUAUAGAAUCAAAGUAAUACGCGCAAGAUCCAGAUCAAACGCUCCAAUUUUUCAACCAAGUAGGUCGUAUGUUGUGUAAAAGGUGGUUACUCUGUCAUUUUUCACUGCUUUUGACAUCUAAGCGAACUGUCUUUACGUCAGGAUUUUCUAAUAACCAUUGUGUUUGACAUGGAAAUUUUGCACAAUAAAACUGAAUGAAAAUAAUAUAAUUUGUCUUGCAGGAAUCGUGUUUUCACCUUCGAAAUGCUGACAGUAUUGAAACUACAGAUAGCAGUGGUUGUUUUUAUAGCCAACAUUUUCUUGAUAUGUUGUAGAAAUAAUGAUCAAGAGGACUUGACACGUAUUUACAAGAACCUUCUUGACAAUGAACACUUUAAUUUAGAAAACCUUGCUGAGGAAUAUAGUAAAGUUUGUCCAUUUGGCGUUGACGAUUACCGACUUGGAAACUGUCCUAAUUGCAGUUAUGAACCAGACUGUAUCAUCAACAACAAAUGCUGUCCUGACGUUAUAUACGGUUACCUGGAUUACAAAUGUGUGAGUGUGGUUCAACGAGAAGGAAAAAGCUCGUUUAAUGCUACAUCAUACUCUAUGAUAGCGUCUUGUCCAAGUUCUUCGAGAGGUUCAGGUCGCCCGUCUCAAAAUAGUAAAGAAGAAAUUCCAGUAACAUCUCUCAUUACGGGGUUAACGUAUCAAACCAAACAGUUUGCAAGAUGUAACGACGACGAUAACUCACUUAUUACAUGGAAUACGUCUUUUCAUUGUCUUGAAACGUUACCGCCAUGGGGAGAGCCAAUACAGAUUACCUCGUUCGAAGACCUUGUACAAAAUAUCGAGCUAUUCAACUGCGAAAUCAGAUUCUCUAUUACAGCAGCAAAUGUUCCACUUGCAGCUGUUUGCAGUGGUGGUGAAGAGUACUACAACAACAAAGUCUUCAUAAAACCCAAACGUCUGGUAAACGAGUGUAAUAUGACAGGUCUUUGGGAACAUUUUGACCCAGAUAAUGUUUUUUGCUAUAUCUGUAAUCCCGGGUUGUCUUUUCAAUACUAUAAAACGAAACCUGUAAUUAGUACAUGUAAUUGGAUCAAAAGUAAUAUAGAUAUUAAAAAUGCCUGCACGAGGAGAGAGCAGACGCCAUAUUAUUUGCCAUUUAAAAAUGUCUUCUGCAAAUUGUGUAACAUUAUGCCCAAUUCAUUUUUCUCCGUCAAUGACGAAUUGUAUGACACUUGGGUACAUGCUAGGAAUAUAAGCGAACAAACCGUUGCUGAAACAGUUGGUGGAUUGUUUCAUAGCGAAAACUCCAAUGAUUUUGAUACAGAACUGAUUGGGAAUAUAAGCUAUAAUUCAACAAACUACUCUUGUCUCAUUCCUUUACAGAAAAUGAAUGGAAGUACACGAAGUAAUGCCAGGAAAAUAUCAAAUUGUGACCGUGGCAACACGAAUGAUGAUGUUGAAGUUCCACUUUACAAUUGUUCAAGCAUGUUUCAAAAAUAUCUGAUUAACGGAAAAAGUGGGUUAAAUGUGUUUAAUAGAAGCCAGAUAACGGAUACAUUAUAUUUCAGCUAUAUACUUUACAUCUAUCUGUGCGAUGACUCAGUUGAAAUUAAUAGGUUUUGUGAGGUUGACACUGAAGAACAAAUUUGUUCAUUAAAAUCUAACCAAUCAGAAAGGGCUAUAUCUUGCAUGUUAUGUCAAACAGGAGACAUAUAUUUUUUUGACUAUCACUAUAGAGGUUCAGGAUUUGAUGUAUUAAUGAAGAACACGUGCUCGAAUUUGUUGGAAGACGUUUUAUUUCUUGACAUUAUCUCGCUUCUUGUAGCGGCACGUGAGUCUGGUUGCUCCAUAUGGAAUCGUGUCGAGAAAUACUAUGCUCAGAAGGUCAUGUUUUAG
Mercenaria mercenaria is the source of this 2016-nucleotide messenger RNA. RefSeq lists its product as uncharacterized. The record is from RefSeq and is a predicted model, not a curated record. The transcript has 2 exons. NCBI's taxonomy places the organism in Eukaryota, Metazoa, Mollusca, Bivalvia, Venerida, Veneridae. Bases 373 to 2016 code for a protein of 547 amino acids.